Pocillopora verrucosa is the source of this 3079-nucleotide messenger RNA. RefSeq names its product malonyl-CoA decarboxylase, mitochondrial. Gene Ontology annotation, cellular component: mitochondrial matrix; peroxisomal matrix. Gene Ontology annotation, biological process: malonyl-CoA catabolic process; acetyl-CoA biosynthetic process; fatty acid biosynthetic process. Gene Ontology annotation, molecular function: malonyl-CoA decarboxylase activity. NCBI's taxonomy places the organism in Eukaryota, Metazoa, Cnidaria, Anthozoa, Scleractinia, Pocilloporidae. The record is from RefSeq and is a predicted model, not a curated record.
CUCAAACUUUCCAAGAAGCGUAGUGAAACUGAAAGUGUCAUGAAAAUACUGCAACGUGUGCUGGUCUUAAGAUUCAUUCCAGGAUUCAAAAACUGGAAUCAAAAUAAACUAUCCAAACAUUGUGUUUUACAUUGGAGGACUAGAAGUUAUUGCACAUCCUCAAGUAAUGUGGUUCACAAUGUAGAGUCCAAGUGGCUCAGGCUGUUAUUUAAGAUGGCUGACAGCUCUCCACCACAUGUUGAGGAUUUUCCAUCCCAGAUGAGGAUGACACAAAUACGUGAAAUGCUGAGUAAAGCAGCAAGAAUGAGGAGAACAGACUCAGGGGGUGAUCUUAUGCCAAAUGCUGUUGCCAAAGAAAUCAAACACUUCUACAGUGGAUUGUCAACAAAGGCUGAGAAAUUGGCAUUUUUUUUGGUUCUGGAACGAGAUCUUGGUGUAGACCACAAGGAUGUUGUACAAGUCGCUAACAGCUUGGCAAACUCUCAGGAAAAUGGACUUCCAGCCAUUUUAAAAGCAGAGGAAAAGUUGCGGCAAGCUCUCGAACCAGCUCAUACCCAAUUACUGUCCCAGAUCAGUAAGCUACCAGGAGGUGUGAAGGACAUUGUUGACAUGAGAGGUGACUUGUUGGAAGGGCUGAAUGAAGAGAAGGAUCGACUUGCCAGACAGGAACUCCAGGCUCUUAGUUCAUCCAUCAAGAAUCUCUUGGCUCAGUGGUUUGCUGUUGGAUUACUGGAUCUCAGACAGGUCACCUGGGAAUCACCUGGUAGUAUACUAGAAAAGGUAUUGCGUUAUGAGGCAGUGCAUUCAAUGUCUGGCUGGGAAGACCUGAAGCGGCGACUUGCUCCUGACAGGAGAUGUUAUAUUUACACACAUCGCUCCAUGCCUGGUGAACCUGUGGUAGUGUUACACACUGCACUGGAAUAUGAAAUUGCUGAUAAUAUACAGGUUAUCUUGAGUGAACCGGAGGUGGAUCGAGACGCGUGUGAAUAUGAAUUAGAGAAAAGAACCGCAGCAGUGUUUUAUUCUAUCACUUCGACACAAAAAGGACUUAGUGGCGUGGAUCUGGGCAAUUUUCUGAUUAAGCACGUCGUGGAAGAAUUACGGCACGAGUUUCCAAACAUCACGCAAUACUCGACACUGUCCCCUAUCCCUGGCUUCAAACAGUGGCUAAAGCUGCAGCUAUCGCACGCCCUGGAACAGCAGACAAAUGACGUUCCCCAAACGCUACUUUUGGAAGAUGAACAGGAAAUUAUCCAAGGCAGUCACUCCAAUUCGGAAUUGUCUUCGCUCUCCUUGUUUAAGAACCUUUUAGAAACCAGCGAUUGGCACCUUAACCCAAGUAUAGCUGACUGUCUAAGGAAACCAUUAGUACGCCUCUGUACCAAGUAUCUAUACAAAGAGAAAAGGCGAGGAUUUGUCAUGGAUCCAGUUGGUAAUUUUCACAUCAGGAAUGGUGCGUGGAUGUGGAGGUUAAACUGGUUGGCGGAUGUGAGCGCACGAGGAAUGGAUAAUUCCUUUGGACUGAUGAUGAACUAUAAAUAUGUCCUAGAAGAUGUGGAUAAGAACAAUCAACAGUAUUUACUGAACGGUACUGUUGCUGCAUCGCCACAGUUUCUGGAGCCAUUGCGGGCGUGACAUGGUCAUCUUGACCUUUGAGUGACUUAGAAGUCCCCCGACUAGACCAUCUUAAAACUUGCAGUGCAUAUAUGGACAUAGUAAUGGAUGGUGCAUGUGGGAACGCUUACAUGUAACUGGAAACAAGCCAGUAUGAAAUAAGGAAGAAACUAGGGAUUGGCCUGGUCUGCAUUCUGUCAAUUUAGCUCCUUAGAGAUACAGAUGGAAAGAGUUCAGAAACCCUUAUGUUGGAACUCCUUUCACCACAAGCGCGCAUUCAUGAUUUGGUUUCAUAUAAUAACUAAAUUAUCUUUAAAAGAUUCUCAUGUUUUAAUUUUUAUUUAAAUAGCAAACAAGGCAAGCAAAGAAUGAAUCCCUCAAGAGGACUACUAUUUAAGCAAUUGCACAAAAGAAGCAUGAAAAAAUUCAGGCUUCGACGGGCUUCCAGAUAUUUUUCAGGCGCUACUACCAACUGAGCUACAAAGCCACAUGUUGUGAAAACGAGACAACUAUGAGCUUUCAAAUUUCUUUGUUCGGAGCUGCAGCGCGCCGGAUAUUUCAAUUCGUUUUUGCAGCUUUCAAAUUGUUGCAGCACAUCAGUGCCUCUGUAUAGUAGUGGUUCAUUCACAUGUUUCAACACCAACGAAAUUAGUAAUCGUACUUUGGUAUCAAAACACUUUCCUGUAUCAGUUUGAUUUUUCUUUGCCCAUUUCAGAUGAGUUAAACAACCAGUCAUGGGUGGCCUGUACAACGCUGUCAUUUUAAAAUACUCGCGAACGAAUUCGAUGUCUAGGGGAAAUUUGAGAACGUUGACCGAAAUUCCCUUUUAGUUUUCUUUCUACUCCGUCACUAAACUGAUUUACCUCCAGGAAUACUUGUAUAAUUUUUUUUUAUCGAAAUUAAGUCUUUCACUCGCUUUUUGUGAGAAUUACCUGACGCUUUUUUUAACCAAUUUUUGAGAAACCUUCGGUGAAAGAUUGAGUGGCAUCGCUUCUUACCCACAUCACAUUAUUUCCCGAUAUGAUUAACCAGUGACACUCGAUUUCCCUUACAACCUCCCUUUCAUUCAAAAGGCAGUUUACAAGUCUCCGACAACAGUACUUAAACAUCAUUCAGCAGUCGUACACUAAUUUCACUUCUGUUGGUACAUGAAGUUGCCAUGAAGUGUAGAAGGCCAGCUCUAUAUCACUGAAUGACAAAAAUACUUUUUAACUUUAUUUCAAAUCAGUUGCGCUACCCAAGAAACGGCUUAUAUUUCAAACCCCCCCCCCCCCCCCUUUCAAGAAAGCGAUUCAACAAAUGAAUGGUAGUGCUUGCUUUCAACCAACUAGACACGGCGCACUUAAAUACAAUGAUCAGCCACCUUAACCCUUUAACUCUCAAGAUCCGAUGUUAACUCUCCCCGCUAGUAGCUAAACAGACAAGUCUAAGUAUUAUAAUUACCUCUACUGGAAAAGGUCUGGAU